This is a messenger RNA of Papilio machaon (common yellow swallowtail), 1670 nucleotides long. Its product is annotated as organic cation transporter protein. Gene Ontology annotation, molecular function: transmembrane transporter activity. Gene Ontology annotation, biological process: transmembrane transport. Bases 44 to 1492 code for a protein of 482 amino acids. The transcript has 3 exons. Gene Ontology annotation, cellular component: membrane. The record is from RefSeq and is a predicted model, not a curated record. NCBI's taxonomy places the organism in Eukaryota, Metazoa, Arthropoda, Insecta, Lepidoptera, Papilionidae.
UAAAUUCAAAAUAAGCCGGUUAUAUUUUGAACUUAUCACGAUAAUGUCCGCUGAUGAUGUCUUUGAAAAAGUGAUCGGUCGGUUCGGAAAAUAUCAAUCAUGGGUUAUGUUUUUGAUAUACAUCGGCCGUUUUCCCACUGAUUUUCAGUUGACCAAUGUAGUUUUUAUUUUACCGAGUGUAGAGUACGAAUGCACAGAUGACCAAGUCUUGAAUACGACAAACUAUUGUCCGUGUACAAAUCCUCAAUACGAUACUAGUAAUAUCGUGGAAUCUGUCACUACCACAUGGAACUUAAUUUGUAACAAAACACAACUGGCUAGCUUUGCACAGUCUACUCUGCAGAUUGGAAUUCUAGCGGGAAGUCUUAUUUAUGGAUAUUUAUCAGACAGAUACGGCCGUAAAGUAACAACCCUAACAGCAUUGAUAACCAACGUUUUAUUCAUAAUAAUAUCCGGAAUAGUUCCAAAACUUUGGAUGUUUCUCGUUUGUCGCUUUUUAAUCGGCACCUCAGUUGGUGGAACAAUGCUUUGCUCUUACAUUCUUAUGGUGGAAUUGAGCGGUACAUCGUUCAGACCGUAUUUAACGGGGCUCACAGAAAUGGCAUAUGUUACGGCGUCAAUAAUUCAACCAAUGAUAGCUUAUUAUGUACGAGAGUGGCGAUAUCUGCAAUUGGUGACGUCAGUUCCCUGGAUAUUUGUUGUACUGUACUAUUGGCUAUUACCAGAAUCACCUCGCUGGUUGCUCACGAUGGGAAAGAAGAAAGAGGCUGUAAAUGUGUUGACGAAGAUUGCUAAAUGGAAUAAUAGACCUACCGAAAAUAUUGGAGCAAUAAUAGAUAAGAUCGAAGUACAUUCACUGAAUCGUGAGAAACAAAAGCACGGUUCUUAUUUGGAUUUGUUUAAAACGACAAAAUUAAGAAUUUACACAAUUGUAAUGGCUAUUGUUUGGUUCUGUUGCGCUCAUACAUUUUUUGGUAUAAACCAAUACAUCGGUAGACUUCAAGGCAAUUUCUAUUUUAAUGUAAUGCUUUCAGGAUUUUUCCUUUUACCUGGAGUAGUUCUUAGCGUUCUUUCGUGUUUAUUUCUUCAAAGAAAGGUGGGCGUUAUAGCAAGUUUUCUAAUAGCAGCGGUUUCUUUAACUGUCUUUAUAUUUAUUCCAAGCAAUGCUUAUACCACUUCUCUAGUUUUUGCUAUACUCGGGCAAAUGGGAGCUUAUAUGGCGUUUAUUCAAAUUUAUUUGUAUACAUCGGAAGUAUUUCCGACUGUAGUAAGAAAUUCCGCUAUGGGAUUCGCUUCAAUGAGUGCAAGAGUGGGAGGUUUUGCUGCACCAUUUGUAGUCAAUAUCGGUGUAGAGUGGGCUUCUAUUACAGUUUUUAGUACUGUGGCUUUAAUUGCAGGAUUUUCAUGCUUCUUAUUACCAAACACUAAAGAUACAGUACUUUUGAAUACAAUUCAACAAACUGAACAGUCUGAUGUAAAAGUUAAAACAUAAUACAUUUUCUUUUUUAAUUCUUUCAUUUAAAAUCGUACUCAUAUUGUAAAAUAUAACAUUGUUAAUUGUAUUUUAUGUGGUCCGUGGGGCGGAGGCCUAGCGUGAAUCACUUACACAGAGUACCACCCUAGUUUAGACACCAGUCCGAUGCGCACAAUGGAAAACAAUAAAGUUAUUU